Messenger RNA from Aspergillus calidoustus, 1656 nucleotides. Lineage: Eukaryota; Fungi; Ascomycota; Eurotiomycetes; Eurotiales; Aspergillaceae. The record is from the annotation of a GenBank genome assembly.
AUGUCCGCGUUGCAUUCCUCCUCGGAAUCCAGCGGAUCACUGCCCCCUCCUGAGCCGGGGAACGAGACAACGGGGCCGCCUCCACUAGAGACGUUAAUCUCUCACCUUGUCGCGGCGAAGAGAUCGUUGUCUUCCAUCAAUCAUGUUUGGCGAGCUAACGAGAUAGUCACCACUGCCCGCUCAACCCUCGAGGAGAGUGUCGUGGUCUCCGCACGGACAGGCUUCUUACGCAGUGGUCUGAACAGUCAACUGAGGCUACUCUACAAUGUUCGAGCCGAGGUAGAGGAAAUCUCAUUGAGGGGGCGGUCGGAAUUUGCCAGUGCGCUCAAAAGCCUAGAUGCAGCUGAUGUGCGGCUCAAGAAGACGAUUGCCCUACUUCAAGAAACAAUUGUCCAUUCUUCUUUUCGGCCUGAAGGGGAAGAUCCUAGGAGUUUACACGACUUUGUGGACGAGCGAGGCGUUGAGGAGCUUCAUGCAACUCUGAAGAGCUCGAUUGAUCGAACAAAUGCCGCGCAAGCGGAGCUCGAUGCGUCCAAUUAUGCCUUCGAUGAUGAGCUCCAGGCAAUCAAAAAGGCGCUUGGAACCUAUCGUGCGGCUACAAAGUUAGCGAACUCUCGUACGUCGCUGUCAUCAUCAGGCUCGCAGUCGGGAUCUAGCAACAGUUUGCCUUCUUUAUCAUCGAUGCCAGCGAUGGUGCAUUCCCUCGAGAUGCACGCGCAAGAAAUGGCGAAUCUGUUAGAAUCAUUGGUGCGCCAUUUUGAUCUCUGUGUCACCGCCGUUAAGCACACGGAAGGUGGAGGCGCGGCUGCUCAAUCCAUUACAGGCGACAUGCCUGAUGGUGUCAUCAGCAGCCGGGGCGGGAAUCACGAAGGGGAUAUUGUCGCAAAUUUGAACGCCCCACUCGACCCCUUGAGUGAUUCCGAAUAUCGGGAAAUGGUGAAUGUCAUCAUCAAUGACGCUGCUGAGGCGGAGGAUGUCGUGAUGGAGAUCCAAGACCGAAUCGGGGAAAUGGAAUCGGUUAUCGAGAACCUGCUUACCCAAAGGAACAGUUUUGCUGCAGUCUACAGCGCCACGAAAGACGUUUUCACCCAUCUAUCAUCCCUUGCUUCCACUCGAUUGCCGGGAUACAUCGCCCAAGCUCACACCUUCACUGGUGUGUGGAAUGAGGAGCACGACCGUAUCAAAGGAGGAUUGGCGGAUCUCUCCGACCUUAGCUCGCUGUACGACGGCUUCCUUGAGGCGUACGACGGGCUUAUCAUCGAGGUAACACGCCGAAAGCACGUCCGUCACCGUGUCGAGAAGAUACUACGAGAUACUCGUCACAAGCUUGAUGCGCUGUAUGAUGAGGACGUCAACGCUCGAGAGACGUUUCGGGUCGAACAAGGCGACUAUCUGCCAUCUGAUAUUUGGCCGGGUUUAAGCCGAGAGCCAAUGCGUAUCGAAUUUUGCCGGAUAUCUGGCGGCCUGCUCAAAGGCGUUCUCCAGGACACUCCUGGACAGGGCCAUGAGCCCAUUGAGGGGAAACACCCCGCGCAGACCCACGAACAAGGGUCCUCUGACCAUGGCGAAAUCAUUCCUGACUUACCGAAGUCACUUGUAGAGCAAGCAAUUGCUCGGUUAAAGAGCAGACAUGCAAUUGACCGCCAGGAGGCCUGA